Messenger RNA from Didymella exigua CBS 183.55, 1320 nucleotides. RefSeq names its product Abi-domain-containing protein. The transcript has 3 exons. Gene Ontology annotation, biological process: CAAX-box protein processing. The coding region runs from base 203 to 1225 and encodes 340 amino acids. NCBI's taxonomy places the organism in Eukaryota, Fungi, Ascomycota, Dothideomycetes, Pleosporales, Didymellaceae. The record is from RefSeq and is a predicted model, not a curated record. Gene Ontology annotation, molecular function: metalloendopeptidase activity. Gene Ontology annotation, cellular component: endoplasmic reticulum membrane.
CAGCAUGCCCCCGCCUACGACCGAUUGGCGAGAGCGUCUCAGCGACAUGUACAAUAGCUACAAAGGCGGUAAGUUUGCGGACAAUGGUUGGCUUGUGUGCGCCCGUGAGGCCUGCACCUUUUUAACGCCCGCGCGACCCACACCAGGCUGAAUCGACGACUGCACUGCUGUUUCGCUGCUCAGCGUUCGCUCCAAGGCUACCAUGAGUUCUAACGUCUUGCCAGUUCCCAAGGCGCCAACUGUAUCUCCCACUGCUGCGGCUCUACUGUCGACUGCGUUCGUAGUUAUCUACGUAGCUCCAUUCUAUCUAUCUUCGGCAACUCGACCGUCCCCAACUCUCACUCGCGAUGCGCCCUCCUCCAUACGCGCCAGAACGCGCGCGGUGACCUUCUCGACGAUCACUUGCGCCAUCAUCACUGCGCUGUAUCUCUACCAGCAUGAUGUCUCGGUAUACCAAUUGCUGCACCUAUGUGGAAUAUGGCCAGUCUCCAUCCUUGACAGCGUGAGGGGUAUGCUUCUGGUGUGCAUCCUCUUUGCCGGGCCUCUAUUCGAGAACGGAAUUGUAGACGGCGAUUGGAGGUAUUGGGUCAAGCUCCAGGGAGUGCACGAGAUAUUAAGCAGCUGGAUCGGAUAUAGAAACUUCGUGGUGGGUCCUGUCAGCGAAGAGAUCGUAUGGCGCUCGCUCAUGGUCCCACUGCACGCACUCGCACAGUUCAGUGAGAAGCAGAUUGUGUUUCUGACCCCACUGUACUUUGGUAUCGCUCACGUCCACCACCUCUACGAGUUCCACAUCACACACCCCGAGAUUCCCAUGCUGAUGGCUACGCUACGUUCGCUGUUCCAGUUCACCUAUACCUCGCUCUUCGGCUUCUUCGCCACCUUUUUAUACCUGCGCACAGGCAACGUGUACACUUGCAUUUUGGCGCAUACAUUCUGUAACUGGAUGGGACUUCCGCGCUUCUAUGGGCGCGUAGGAGUAGAAGCUGGAGUGCCGAUUGGUCCACCUGACGCAGACAAGAAGGACGAUGGUGCAAAACGCGCUGCGCCAUACCGAGGGAAGGGUACUGCAUGGACAGUGGCAUACUACGUUAUUCUGGUCGUGGGAUCUAUUGGGUUUUAUUACCAGUUGUUCCCUCUUACGGAGAGCACACAUGCUCUUUUGGUUCAGUCAGCGCGCACCAAGGCACCAUCUGGUGCCAGGGCACACGUCUUGCAUCAAUACUGAUAUGAUCCUUCUUAUUAAAAAGUUGGUAGAUCAAUGAAGUCGAAAAAUACCGUCAAAACUUCGGACGGAUGUUGCAGCAAAGCAGCGAAACCCAC